GAAUCGGCGUUCCACGUUCGCAAGCAUCUGCCAAAUCGGCGAUUACUAAAUUACUCAAAUACCCUUAUCUCCUUAAUGUUUCUAUUCUGCAUAACCGACUUUUGACUUUCCCAAUUCGUAGGGCUAUAUGUGUAAUUUGCUAUUAUUUGGUGACUGGAAACGGAUACAUAUGCCGGCAAGCUGUGUUUCCUUUGCCUUGAUUCAACUGGUUCUUUCGAAGCAAAUUUCAGCGCCGGCUUUCGAUCCCAGAAGCUAGUAGAAUCCAUGGCCUCCAAGUUACUCAUGCAUGAACAAUUGAGGAAGAAGAUGUUGGGAUCAAUUGAAGUUCGAUCUCCUCUCGGAAACCCUACUAAUUCUUCCUCUUCCGAUUCUCCCCUCUCUCUGCUUCACAACUACUCCAAUUUCAAGAAGAGUGGUUUACCUUCACGUUUUAUGUUCUAUUUCCGUAGUUCAUGGGUUGAUUUCCCUACCCAAGUGCUUGAAAUCUUGCGAAUGGCUUUCUCCGACCGGAAUCCAGCGGUGGAGUUGCAAAUUGAUGGAUCGAAGUACUUAUUUGAUUUGUACAGGAUGUUGCAGAUUGAUUUAGACACUGGUAGACAGAGAUCGGUUUCUUGGAUCGAUGAUAAGGGUAACUGUUUCUUCCCUAAAGUUUUUAUUGGGGAAGAGACGGCGAAUAGCUCCCCGAUUUCUGGUAGUCCGAAAAUUGAAAUUGAGAUUACAAUUGAUGGGAAAUCCGGGAAGAGAAAGAGGGAAACGAUGGAAGAAAAUGAAGUCAGUUCCAGUAACGAACAUAUGAAAGUGAAGGCAUCGAAAAUUCCUCGUGUCGUUAUGAAUGAUUCAGAAACUUCCGUAUGGCCGAAGACGAAGGUGCUGAAUGAAGGGGAUAGUGGGUAUUCGUUAGUAAGCAAUUCGCUUCUCCCUUCAAUGAAAAAAGUUGAUUCUACCUUUUCAAUCUCCGCAAUUCAUCGGUGUACCCGAACGGGCCCACUGGAGAAAGCUCGUCUCGAUGUGUUUCUGAAGCAGAAUGAGAUUACAACGGCUGCUCGUGGUGUGUCUAAUAUGGUUUAUGCAUGGUAUGGAGCUUCUGCAAAAACUUUAGCCGGAAUUUUGGCUCAUGGGUUCGGAGAGCCAGUUCAGAUUCCUGCUUCUGAUGCCACACAUGGCAUUGGAGUUUAUUUAUCUCCAUGGGGUUUGCCCCAUUUAAGUUCUAAGCUAUCGGAGGCCGAUGGCAAUGGCGUUAAACAUAUGAUUUUAUGUCGAGUUAUAUUGGGGAACAUGGAAAAAAUUGAAGCAGGAUCUCGACAAUCCCAUCCUUCGAGUACAGAGUUCGACACUGGUGUGGAUGAUCCAACAUGUCCAAAACGUUAUAUUGUAUGGUGUAGCAAUAUGAACAGACACAUUUUACCAGAAUAUAUAGUGAGCUUCAAAUCAUCAUCUCAUCUGCCGGGUAAGUUGAGAGAAUCGACUGAGACAAAGUAUCCCCUUGCGAAAUUACUUUCGAAGAUGAGGAAUUCCUUGCCUCCCUCUAAAGUUCAAGAAGUUGCGACGUUGUUUCAGAAAUUUAAGGUUGGACAAUUGGCAAAAGAUGUUCUUGUUAAAAGGUUGCGAUCAAUUGCUGGAGAUGAGAUGCUUCUAUCCAUAUUUCGUGAAAGUCGUGGAUGUCAAUGAGGUUCUUCCAAGUUUUAUUUGGAAGCAUUUGGAAUUUCAAUAAUUGUGCUUUACUAUUUCAUAUAACAAGUUGUCAAUGUUACCAUACAAGUAGUUUUAGCAAAGAAAGCUCAAUAUACAGUAGAAAGAUUAGAAAAACAUUUGUAAUUUUUCCUUAAAUACAUCUUAUAUGCAGAGAUUUUCUGAGA
Cucumis melo (muskmelon) is the source of this 1856-nucleotide messenger RNA. Its product is annotated as probable inactive poly [ADP-ribose] polymerase SRO3. The transcript is spliced from 4 exons. Gene Ontology annotation, molecular function: NAD+ poly-ADP-ribosyltransferase activity. The record is from RefSeq and is a predicted model, not a curated record. Lineage: Eukaryota; Viridiplantae; Streptophyta; Magnoliopsida; Cucurbitales; Cucurbitaceae. Bases 265 to 1668 code for a protein of 467 amino acids.